Leptonychotes weddellii (Weddell seal) is the source of this 3453-nucleotide messenger RNA. NCBI's taxonomy places the organism in Eukaryota, Metazoa, Chordata, Mammalia, Carnivora, Phocidae. The record is from RefSeq and is a predicted model, not a curated record.
UUCUCCGCCCCCGGGGGGGGAGCCUCACCAGCAACAAAGCGGCCGACAGGCAGGGGUCUGGGGUCGCGCACCGAGAAACGGGACUCCCCGCCAGCCGCUCAGCCUCCCUGGCCUGGGCAGAUGCCCAGGCGCCGGAGGUCAGAAGUUCCUCUGGACAAGCGCCGGCCCCACAAGAUGGAUGUGUGGCUGUCAAUCAUUCCCCGAGAUCUUCCUUCGGUCCUCAUUUUUUACUUCUUUAUAAACAUUAGGGUUAAUUUGAAACUGUCAGCAGAUCAUACAUGUUAUAAAAGUAGAACUUAAUUGAAUUAUUACUGAUGUUGUAGAGCAGACUGUAUUAAGUACGAAAACUGUGCAUAUUUCAGAAGUGAACUUAUCUCCUCAGGAAUGCUUAAGAAGCAUGAAGUAUCUGGGAAUAGACCACAUUGUGAUUUAACAAACACUUGCCCAGAGCAUUGCUGUGUAGGGCACAGGGUAAGAGCUGUACUCUGGAGCCAAGUUGGGUUUGAAUCCAAGGUCUGCCCUGUUAGCUGAGCAACCUUGGGCAGGUUAUUUUACCUGCAUCUGUUUCCUCAUCUUUAAAAUGGGUUUUUGUGGUGAUUUAAUAACUUUUCUGAGUACUCUGUAAGUGGUUAUGGUAUUAACUCAAUGUAGUCUUCACAGUCACCCAGAAUGUAGUGUCCCUAUUUUCCUGACACUCCAGCUGAGGCACAGAGAGAUGAUGUGACUUUCCCACGUCACAACACAACCAAUGACCAGGAAUUAAGUCCAUACAGACCACAGUUUUACACACUACCUUAGGCUGCCUCAUGAACUGGAUUUGUUCAUUCAGUUUCAGUUGACAAAUACUUAUUUUGUUCCUCUGUGGACCAAGUUCUUUGCUGGGUACAAGGGACAGAGAAGAACAGAACUCAGACCCUGCCCUCCCAGUGCUUGCAAUCUAGUACAGGUUGUUUACAGCUGGGCUGCAGGGUGCCCAUGAAUCCUGGUAAAAUCUUUUGCAAAUGUUAUGAGUACAGGUCUUUUCUUUUUUUCUUUUUGGAAAGAGACUCUGUGGCUCUUACCAGGUUCUCCAGUGGGUCUGUGAUCCAAAGUUAGGAAGAAACAUUGUGGCGGAACAGCUAGUAUCUAACCUAAUGCCUGACAACACAGCAUGAGCUUAAAAAGAAAAAGAAAAACCACUGGUUGAAUGGAUGAAGAACUUUACAGGAGGUUAAGUGCUACAGUAAGGUUAAGAGCAAGAUGCAGUGGAAAAGCACACACAAAGAUCCUCCUUGUCCAGGAAUGCCUCCUAGAGUCAGCAAUGCCAGUGAAGUGAAGGGUAGGGAAGCAAUUCAUUGGAACAUGGUGGUGAUGAGUCUCUGCCCUCCUGGAGGGUGAGACAGAAACAACACAUGAACAGCGGCUAUGACAGGUGGCACAGAGGAGCAGUCCUGGUGCCAUGAGAGUCUAUAAUGGGGACAGGAGACUUAGUCUAUUCAAGAUGGUCAGGGAAGUUUCCCUGAGAGAGUGACCCUCAGAUCUAGGAGUUAGGGCCACUUUGGGCAUGGGGAACAGCCCUUAGCCUUCAAAGACCCUGUGGUGGGCACAGGCAGAGCACCAGGGACUGAAAAGAACUGGUGUGGCUGGUGGGGUUGGGGGUGCGGCAGAUGGGCACAGAUUCGGGUAGUGACAGAGCCCAGACAGAGAGGCCUUUUAGACCAUGGUGUAAGGCAUUUGUAUUUUGUUUUAUGUCUUUAUCCUAAAGUGCCAUUGAAAAGUUUAUUGCAGGGAGGUGACAAGAUCACAUUUUGAGAAGAAGUUGGAGAGAAGCCCAAGUGAUUAACUGAAGCCCUGGAUGAGGACAGGAUCUCUGAGGAGAAACUGUAAGACUUUCAGCUCACACCAGAAAUUUCAAGUGAAUUAAAGGAGCUAACUUCUUAAAAUCAAACAAAAAUACAGAAGAACAUAUGGAUGAAUUUUUGUCUGACCAUGUGGUAGGCUGAGUACAUUCUGAGUCCCCAGGACGGUGGGAAUUAGCCAAUGGACUGCCGGCAUGCUGUGGAAAUUGCUGAUAAGCUCCCAGCCCUGCAGGCUGUGUUCUUUCAGAAAGAUGCUCUCAGCUUCAAAAUACAGACCCUCUUUAGCAUGCUUCACCUAUGCAACUGAUCGUCAGUCAAACAAAGAAAAUAAAAGAACAGUGGAAAAGCUCUAUAAAUUUUCAGUGGAUAUCAGGAAAAUACGCAGAUUAAAAGGAUGGGUACUUUUUGAAGAUGAAACCUAUGUUGAGGAAAUUGCAAAUGUUUUACAACUGCUAGGUGCCAAUGAAGCGGCUAUAGCCAGUAUUUUGGAACACUGCCCAGAAGCAAUUGUCUGCAGUCCAACCACUUUUAACACCCAGAGAGAACUCUGGCAGUUGGUCUGCAAAAACGAGCAAGAGUUAGUCAAAUUAAUAGAACAGUUUCCAGAAUCUUUCUUUACUGUUAAGGACCAGGAAACCCAGAAGCUGAACAUUCAGUUCUUUCAAGAGUUGGGACUCAAAAAUGUGGUCAUUAGCAGAUUUUUGACAACUGCAUCUAAUAUUUUUCAUAAUCCUAUUGAGAAAAAUAAGCAAAUGAUAGGUAUUCUCCAAGAGAGUUAUCUAAAUUUAGGUGGCUCCGAGGCCAACAUGAAAGUUUGGUUACUGAAAUUAUUAAGCCAAAAUCCAUUUAUUUUGCUAAAUUCUUCUGCAGCUAUAAAGGAAAUACUAGAAUUUCUUCAGGAGCAAGGUUUCACAAACUCUGAAAUUCUCCAGCUUCUAUCCAAACUGAAAGGAUUUCUUUUUCAACUUUGCCCAGAAAGUAUACAGAACAGCAUUACCUUCUCUAAAAAUGCUUUUAAAUGCACAGAUUGUGACCUGAAGCAAUUAGUUUUGAAAUGUCCUGCCAUUUUAUAUUAUUCUGUUCCAGUUUUGGAAGAGAGAAUUCAGGGAUUACUGAAAGAAGGAAUUUCCAUAGCUCAGAUAAAAGAGACACCAAUGGUGCUUGAAUUAACUCCACAGAUAGUACAGUACAGGAUAAGGAAACUGAAUUCCCUAGGCUAUAGAAUAAAGGAUGGACAUCUAGUAAAUCUAAAUGGAACAAAAGAAGAGUUUGAGGCUAACUUUGGCAAAAUUCAGGCCAAAAAAGGAAGGCCAUUAUUUAACCCUGUGGCACCAUUAAAUGUGGAAGAGUAACUUGGGGACUGCUGCUGCUUUCUAGAAUUGCAGAGUGAAGCUGAGGGGCAAAGACUUAAGUGAGUCAGGCAGUUUAUAGGCACUAGUAAUUUUAAGAAACUACUUAGCUUAUGAGCUCUAAGUUACCUCUGAGUAGAUAAUCUCAGACUCAUUUGCUAUAUUUUAAACUAUAAACUGCAUUUAUUUUAAAUAAAGUUGGUAAUUUUUACCUUGAACUGCUAUGUCAAAAAACUUCUGUACUAGUAAAUGGCACAUCAGAGUGA